Scylla paramamosain (green mud crab) is the source of this 3180-nucleotide messenger RNA. Its product is annotated as heparan-alpha-glucosaminide N-acetyltransferase-like. The coding region runs from base 394 to 2169 and encodes 591 amino acids. Lineage: Eukaryota; Metazoa; Arthropoda; Malacostraca; Decapoda; Portunidae. The transcript is spliced from 14 exons. The record is from RefSeq and is a predicted model, not a curated record.
ACCUAGAGAGUCAGUAAGGCUUAGACCACCACAGAGAGAGGACACACGCCUCUAUCUCUCUGCACACAGCCUUCGGUUCCUCCUCGCUACUGUGACUCAGGCAGGUGGAUAAGGAUAAGAGGGAGACAGAAAGAGUGAGAGAGACACACACAUACAUACUUUCAUCAGUGACAAGAGAGAGAAGAGAGAGAAAGUUGCUACAGAAAGGGUAAGAAUGGCAGGACGAGAAGGAGAGAAGAGAAAAUAAAAACACAUGAAAACGAGGGAACGAACCUGCAAGAAGCCAUCAGACCUAUACGUGGAAGACCCUGAAAGCACGUGGCAGUCUUUCUGUCCCUCUAGACACGUAGCAGUCCAUCAGUCCCUAUAGACACGUAGCAGUCCCUAUAAAAGAUGGCAUUCGUGGAGGACCCGGGAAUGGAGGAGUUUAUGGGGCUCGAUCUGACGGAGCUCAAAGUAGACCAGGCGUACCUGAAGGUGAACUCAGCGUCCGAGGAUAAUUUGACACUGUACAGCCUCAGCCACGCCUGCUACGAGUGCCCCUUUCAGCCCCUCCUGACAGUGAAAGGCAGCAGUGAAAACUCCACUGCCCUCUCCACCCACCACCCCUGGACCUUCCUGCUGUCUGACUCCACUGAGCUCUUCCUUCCAUCUAAUACGUCUGGUCUGUGCAGGAUACAUGGAGCCAACUUGGGGGAGUUUGGAGUGUAUGUUCUGAACCUCACGGCUGAUGGAAACUGCACCUUCGAGAAUCCCAAGAGUCCUGUGUUUGAGUAUGGGGCCAUUGUCAUCUCCAUCGCUGUGUACAUUGGGGUGGCCAUCCUGGGGGCUGGCCUUCUCUACCUAUACCGCCGCCUCACCAGACACCUCGACAGCACUGAGGCCUCCGAGACACAGGUCCAGGGACUGCAGCUGGCAUCCACCCCUGAGGCAGGAGCACUCCCUGGCACUGCCAAGGCACCCGCCAAGCCCCCGGCCAAACCUAGACUGAAAUCCCUCGACACAUUUAGAGGGAUCAGCAUCGUCAUCAUGAUCUUCGUCAACUAUGGCGCUGGCAGUUACUGGUUCCUGGAGCACGCAACCUGGCAUGGACUCCAGCUGGCUGACCUUGUGUUCCCCUGGUUCAUGUGGAUUAUGGGCGUGUGCAUCCCAAUGGGCCUCUCAUCAGCUCUCCGUCGCAACACUCCACGUCACAAGAUUCUCCUCCGCAUCACCAAGCGUUCCCUCAAGCUGUUCUUCCUGGGCAUCAUUCUCAACUCCCUGGGCGGCUGGAACAACCUAGCCACCUACAGAGUCCCUGGCGUCCUGCAGCGUUUUGCCAUCUGCUACCUGGUCACUUCCUCUGUCGCCCUCGCCUUCACACCCGCCCAGCCUAAGCAGUACCAGACUGACAUCGGGAUUGCCCUGAGUGACAUCCUGCACCUCCUCCCUCAAUGGGGUGUUCACCUUGCCCUCCUUGCUGUCCACACACUCAUCACCUUCCUCCUGCCUGUGCCCGGGUGCCCUACGGGCUACCAGGGACCAGGGGGUGUGGCCUUGUUCCAGAAUGACACCCCUUCCCCUCACUGCAUUGGGGGUGCCGCAGGGGAGGUGGACCGCUGGCUGCUGACCACCAACCAUAUCUACCAGAAUCCGACCGCCAAGUUUGUGUACACCUCGGCUGCUUUUGACCCAGAGGGAGUGUUGGGCUCACUCACCUCCAUCUUCCAAGUGUUCCUGGGGCUGCAGGCUGGUGUCACCCUGCAGUUUCACAAGUCCCACAAGAGUCGGCUGGUGCGGUGGUUGAUAUGGGGCACAGCGCUGGGGGCCCUCGGUGCUGGCCUCUGUGGCGCCUCAAUGAACGAUGGUGUUAUUCCUGUCAACAAGAACUUAUGGUCAAUGUCUUAUGUGUUCGUGACAUCCUGCUUUGCCUUUUUCCUGCUGUCCUUCUGCUACGUGCUGGUGGACAUCAUUGGUGCCUGGUCUGGCACGCCCUUCUUCCAGGCCGGAAUGAACAGCAUCUUCUUGUACGUGGGGCACAACGUCACCUAUAACAUGUUCCCGUGGCACUACCAGGUGGGCCUCAUGAACACCCACCUCAGCCUGCUGGUGGAGACACUCUGGGGCACCACUCUCUGGGUCAUCACAGGCCUCUACCUCCACCACAAAGGGAAGUUCUACACUGUGUAAGCCUGGCAAACUUAUCCAGGAGAACUUUGUGUCUUGCAUCAAGGGGAACUAGUGAGAAUCUUUUCAGUUUUGGGUGCUGCGUGAUUUCGUUCUUCACUGUAACACGUAUUCAGUUAUCUGUGACUGGGCUGUACCCCUGCCACAAGGAAAAAUGCUACACUGUGUAAAUCUGGCAAACUUAACCAAAACUGUGUCACAAAUUGAAGGGAACUGGAGAGAAUGCUAUCAUAUUUUAGUCUUGUGUGUGGUGUCAUUCUUCAUUCCCAGAUAGACUCAAUAUCUGUGACUGACUUCACCAGGAGAACAUUGUCUUGCAUUGAGGUGAACUGUGCAACAAAUUGAGGUGAACUGGAGAGAAUGCUGUUAUAAUGAUUUGAGUCUUGUGUUGUGAUAAUCCUUCAUUCCCAGUUAGGUUGAGUUACAAGUGUCUGGGGCUGCACCUCCCCACACCUUCAUGAGAACACUGUCUUGCAUUGAGGUGAACUGGAGGUACUGCUGUCAUAAUUAUUUGAGUCUUGUCUGUUAUGAUAAUCCUUCAUUCCCUGGUAGGUUCAAUUAUCAGUGUCUGGGGCUGCUUCUCCCCACACCUUCAAGAGAACAGUGUCUUGCAUUGAGGUGAACUGGAGAGAAUGUUGAAUUUUAAGCCUUUCAGUCUACAGGUUGUCAUGGAACUUAGUGUCUUCAUAAUCUUUAAACAUAUCAGCAUCCUGUCUUGAAUACUUCCACCAGGCUGCAGUGGAAGUUGCAUUCCAACCCUACAUAGGUAAUAAUAUAGGUUCUUGUGGGUGUGUCUCCCACUGACAGAGUACAGUUUUGUUCAGCUAUUAAUGGAAUCAUGAAGACACCCCUAAAAACCCCAGUAACUUCCACCUUGCUUGUCAAAGAAGCCAAAUGCUUUUUAUAUUAGCACUACUCUUGUUGUUUUUACUUUUUAUUAAAGAUUUAGCUCUCUCAUUUACUGAUGUGAUGUAAUGAGUGCACCAGUGAUUUUAUAAAUGUGUAGAAAUACAA